ACAGGUACCGCCCCAACACCGCCAACAUGCGUACCUACGACGACUCCUUCAGCGGUCAAAAGAUCUACCCUGGAAAGGGCAAGCUGUACAUCCGUGGUGACAGCAAGAUCUUCCGCUUCCAGAACGGCAAGACCGAGUCCCUCUUCCUGCAGAGGAAGAACCCCCGCAAGAUCUCAUGGACCACCCUUUACCGACGGAUGCACAAGAAGGGUAUCUCUGAGGAAGUUGCCAAGAAGCGUACCCGCCGCACAGUCAAGCACCAGCGUGCCAUCGUCGGUGCUUCCCUCGACGUGAUCAAGGAGCGCCGUUCCCAGCGCCCCGAGGCCCGUGCCGCCGCCCGUUCAGCCGCCGUCCAGGAAGGAAAGGAGAAGAAGGCCGCUGCCGAGUCAAAGAAGAAGGCUGAGAAGGCCAAGAGCGCCUCCAGCGCUGCGCGAGGCCAGGCAUCCAAGAUCCAGAGCAAGCAGGGCUCCAAGGGUGCCGCACCCAAGGUCCAGGCAUCCGGCCGUCGUUAAGCUAGCUGCUGUUUGUGCAUGGGUCGGGGUUUACUGGCAGUUUUUCGGGAUGACUCGGUGUUCUAUUACUCUCUCUGAACCACUCCGAUAACAGCGGGAAAAUGGAAUGAAAGGAAUGAUGAUUCACAUCUUGGGACCGGUGUAUCGGACACUAUUCCCAUGUUAGGGUUCGGCGUCCCAUAGGGAAAAUGCAAUACCACGUCCUCAC
Molecule: messenger RNA, 720 nt
Organism: Parastagonospora nodorum SN15
Lineage: Eukaryota; Fungi; Ascomycota; Dothideomycetes; Pleosporales; Phaeosphaeriaceae
Exons: 3
Coding region: 27-512 (161 amino acids)
Biological process (GO): cytoplasmic translation
Cellular component (GO): cytosolic large ribosomal subunit
Molecular function (GO): structural constituent of ribosome; mRNA binding
Source: RefSeq, a predicted model, not a curated record